AUGGAUGGCGAGUGGGAUUUGCAUGCGGUGGUGAGGAGCUGCAGCACCGCAGCCGUGAAGGCAACCACCGUGGAUGAUUACGACGAUGGUCGUUCUUAUAAUUUGGAAAGUUUGGCCUCUGGGAACGACGGCAACCCAUUUGUCUAUCCGACUUUUGGUGAAAACGCAAGAAACAUUUCCGGCGGAUUGGAGGAUGUCUACAAUGCAGGGUGUGGUCGGCGGCAGCCACUACCACCGACCACCUCUGCUGCCGCCAUUGAUAUAGACGGAGAAGGAUUUGUUCAUGAGCAAAUGCCGAUGUUGACAGAUUCUCAUUCGUUUUCAAUGCAUGCCAUGAAUUCUCAAUCUACACGCACCAGAAAGAGAAAAAACCAAGAGAAGAUGGUGUUUCAAUUGACACAAGAGGAAUUAAACAAUGAUUUGUGGGCAUGGAGGAAAUAUGGCCAAAAACCCAUCAAAGGCUCCCCCUAUCCAAGAAACUAUUAUAGGUGUAGCACGACGAAAGCAUGUGGGGCAAAGAAACAAGUGGAGCGUAACCCGAUGGAUCCGGCUAUCUUUAUCGUUUCAUACUCCGGCGAACACAUUCACCCUCGACCCACUCACCGGAGUUCUCUAGCCGGUAGCACCAGGAGUAAUAAAUUCAAUACGGACAACAACAAACCGCCUGCCGUCAUUCUAGAACAUCCUCCGUGCUCUUCAUCUUCUCCGGCGUCUGGUUCAAGUUUUUCUCCGACGACGUCUUUCAAGGAAGAUGAAGGUGAAAUCAACGACGAAGAUGAAUACAACGAAGACAUCCUCAUUAAUCCCAAUAUUGUCAUGAAUGAAGAAGUAUUAAAGAGGUUUCGAAACCUGAAUGGUGGUGGCGGUGGUAGCUUUUAG
Molecule: messenger RNA, 879 nt
Organism: Cynara cardunculus var. scolymus (artichoke)
Lineage: Eukaryota; Viridiplantae; Streptophyta; Magnoliopsida; Asterales; Asteraceae
Product: WRKY transcription factor 22-like
Exons: 3
Coding region: 1-879 (292 amino acids)
Biological process (GO): regulation of DNA-templated transcription
Cellular component (GO): nucleus
Molecular function (GO): transcription cis-regulatory region binding; DNA-binding transcription factor activity
Source: RefSeq, a predicted model, not a curated record